This is a messenger RNA of Aspergillus versicolor CBS 583.65, 1604 nucleotides long. Its product is annotated as aminotransferase class I/II-fold pyridoxal phosphate-dependent enzyme. NCBI's taxonomy places the organism in Eukaryota, Fungi, Ascomycota, Eurotiomycetes, Eurotiales, Aspergillaceae. The transcript is spliced from 3 exons. Gene Ontology annotation, biological process: biosynthetic process. Gene Ontology annotation, molecular function: pyridoxal phosphate binding. The coding region runs from base 288 to 1529 and encodes 413 amino acids. The record is from RefSeq and is a predicted model, not a curated record.
UCCCCGCCGAGUUGAUUUCUUUUGGCGGACCGUCGAACCCAAAAUUGACUCAAUUCAGGAACCGGUUCACCAUCCCGUCGCCGGUCUCGGGCUAUUAUAGUGAAUACUUCUAUAACUUACGAAAUUUGGAUCGUGUGAUGGGUCAGAAAAGACGGACCUGAACGUUGUCACUUGUCAACAAGCCCACAAAGCUUCUUCCAUCCUUUCGUUUCUUCUUUUCCAACAUCCUUUUCCGUUCGGCCGUUUGCUUUCUGCUCGCUUGAAUUGGCUUCAACAGUGGGAUCCAAAUGGGUGCUUCUUCUCCAAAAUGCCUACGUGACACCAUGCGUCAGGCACUGCGUCAACGGGAAAGCAGGUUGUGCCGUCGAAAGCUCACGGUUCUCCCUUCGUCCUCUGUGGACUUUUCCUCAAACGAUUUCUUGUCAUUGUCAACAGCACCAGCUUUCCGAACACGAUUCCUAGACCUUGUCCAGCAGGCGCCACCAUUGUACCCAUUUGCUAGUGGAGGUUCGCGGCUUCUAGAUGGAAACUCAGCUUACACCGAGGAACUAGAGGAUUUCGUCGCCGCUUUCCAUAAUGCCCCAAGCGGGCUUCUAUUUAAUUCAGGCUAUGAUGCAAAUGUCGGUGUUUUUUCAAGCAUCCCUCAGCCGGGUGACCUGAUUGUAUACGAUGAGCUUAUCCAUGCGAGUGCGCAUGAAGGCAUGCGACUCUCACGAGCAGGAAAGCGCCUCAAGUUUGGUCACAGUUCUCCUGAUGACCUGGAGACAGUGCUUCAGGCAGAACUUGUGGCAGAUCCUCGGCUUCGUGAGGGUCACCAAAAUGUCUUCAUUGCCAUUGAGUCUGUCUACAGUAUGGACGGCGAUGUGGCGCCUAUUGCUGAAUUCGUGAAAGUCGUGGAUCGGCUUCUUCCUCAUAAAAAUGGGUAUUUCAUUGUGGAUGAAGCCCACGCAACCGGCGUCUUUGGUCCACGCGGGUCUGGCGUCGUCCAGGAUUUGGGACUAGAAGACCGGAUGUUCAUUCGGACACAUACGUUUGGCAAGGCUUUGGCUAGCCAUGGAGCAAUUGUCCUUUGUUGCCGAGAUACUAGAGAUUACUUGAUCAAUUACGCUCGCAGCUUGAUUUACACGACUGCCUUAGGGUUUCCCUUCCUUGCUUCCAUCCGUGCCGCCUAUGAAUUACUUGCUGAAGGAGAAACUGAACAGCUCCAACGCAAACUGGGGCAACUAAUUGCGUAUUUCCGAACUCGACUUGAUAAUCUCGGCUCCUGGGGCUCGUCGGCAAUCGAAGUCGACCAUUUCUCUAGUUCACCAAUAUUUUCACUUCGCAGCCGCGUGCCUCGAGAGCUCGCCGGUGUUUGUCAGCGUGAGGGAUAUACCGUUCGUGCAAUCAUGUCGCCCACUGUUCCAGCAGGCAAAGAGCGUGUACGGGUAUGUCUGCAUGCAGGGAACACAGUGGAAGAAAUCGAUGGUCUUCUAGAGGUCAUUGAAGCUUGGCUACAUCAAACAGAAAAGAAAACAGCUCGGUUAUGAGAUUAUCAAGCUGCUAUUCCUAGAUUAUUUUACCUGUUUUUGAUGAAGAACUGGGAUACUUCAUUUGACUUCAUC